Molecule: messenger RNA, 640 nt
Organism: Homalodisca vitripennis (glassy-winged sharpshooter)
Lineage: Eukaryota; Metazoa; Arthropoda; Insecta; Hemiptera; Cicadellidae
Exons: 4
Coding region: 24-635 (203 amino acids)
Source: RefSeq, a predicted model, not a curated record
CUCUGUAGAGUGCUUCACUUAUAAUGUCAAAAACAAAGAUAGUGUUUUUGUUUUUCACGCUGUUAUCUGCUGUGCUUGCAGAAAAUUCCACUGUAAUUAGCAGAAAAAGGAGGUACUUGAAUUUUCCCAAUAAGGCAACUGUGGUGAUGUCAUUUUCGCUGCUGAAAGGUAUAGCCCGAGAUUAUCGAGUUGGGCCCACAACGAAUGUCAUCACGUUCCAUGAGCUGGACGUGCUGUUCCCACUGCCCCACGACCCUAGCCCUCUCGAUCUCACCCAAACGGCUCUUGGGCAGCCUCCAAUCUUCCAGAAUGCUAUCAGUCGACACCGCAGAGAUGUCUUCAGACAACUGGAGGACGUUCUUUAUUUGCAUGGAGUGGAUGGAAGGACCUGUAUCCUGAAGGCAUUGUGUGAAGCCAGACAAACUGUACCCCAAGAAGUCGAAAACCUGAUGCUGGAUUUACUUCUUGUACUUUUCAGGCAAUCAGAAAAUGCAGAACGCGAUGAUGACACAAGAUAUCAUGUAUCUGAAGGUGAAUGCAAAACUUUCAUAAAGAACUGUCCACUUUCGGUUUUUGACAUGGCGAUGGACUGGGCCGAGCAGUACUAUAAUGAAAUGAGAAUUAAAUCAAUUUAAAUUGA